UCACGAGUCCAACCUGAGCUCGCUCGGAGUUUCAACAAAUCUCAGCUUUGACAGCCUGUGCAAGCGCGCGCGCGCACACUUUCUCUGGUCCCGUUUAUUUCAGUGGAAACGUCCAAAGAUGCGCGCGCGCGGAUGGCGUGUUUUGGAGUGAGUCUUCUCCACUCGGCCCGAGCUUCGGAUGAGUGUCCCGAAGAGAAAAGAGGAUAGAGAUCAUUUCAUUUGCGGGUUUUAUUUUCUAUCAAUAAAAAGUAAGAUAGAUUCCAAAGCCAGUGCGACUUAUGAUGCGCUUAUAUUUUUGCACAAACGUGGCAUUUAGCGGCUGGUUCCCUGCGCUGCGGAGAAUCCAGCUGAGUCAGAGACUAAAGGGGAUUUGUGGAGUCAGAGGAACGGUGAGGGAGGGGGUGGAUCCCAACGCGAGGAGGAGAGACAGCGCAGAGGAGAUGGGAUAAAAGGUGAGGAGAGGAGAGGAGGACAGACUGACUGCUGCACCCGGAGCGCAGCGCACGGACGUCAGGAGAACGGAGGACCUCCAGCUGACUUAUGUGCAGAUCUAACUGGCGCUGGAUCAUUGAGGAUCGGCUCUGUGCGCAAAGCCAACUUUUGCCUCCGUUGGCUUCUCCCGCGCUCAUCAGAGGCUCUGCGCUCUCCUCAGAACUUGACUCGGAUUCUGUGGGUGGAUCUGUGAUGGGGGCAGCGGCCGAGCUUGGGAGCUUCGCGCACGGAUUUCUGGAAAGCUUCGGUGGCGCGCAGGCUCCGGUUGGCUCGCAUUUCGUUCUCACCCCUUUUGGGGCCGUGGACUCCGUCACCGGACUGAUCAUGGGGGGCCAGGGGCAGCAGGAGCACCUGGUGUCCGCAGAGAGACUCUCCCGGAGCUUAGCGGAUCUCAGCCAUCUGAAGGGGAUCCUGCGGCGGAGGCAGCUCUACUGCAGGACCGGCUUCCACCUGGAGAUCCAUCCUGACGGCACCGUGCAGGGAACCCGGAGAGACCACAGCAGAUUCGGUAUCCUGGAGUUCAUAAGUCUCGCCGUGGGGCUUGUCAGCAUCAGAGGGGUGGACAGCGGCCUUUACCUCGCCAUGAACAACAAGGGCGAACUGUAUGGCUCGGCGAAGCUGUCAGCAGAGUGUGUGUUCAGGGAGCAGUUUGAGGAAAACUGGUACAACACCUACUCCUCCAACAUUUACCGGCAUGGAGAUAAAGGGUCCUUUUACUUUGUGGCGUUGAACAAAGAUGGGACAUCUCGGGAUGGAACACGAUCAAGGCGACAUCAGAAGUUCACGCACUUCCUGCCGAGACCUGUAGACCCAGACAGAGUUCCAGAACUGUACAAGGACAUUUUGGGUCAGAGUUGAAACCAGACAUGAUGCUCUGGUUCUGAGGAACAUGUUAACAUACCUGCUCCUAAUCUCAUCUGCCGUUCACAAGAGAUGGAAGAUGUUGUUGAUCUGGACAGCAGAGGAUCAUGUCAUUGGACCGCGUCAGUGCUGGAAAGGAGGAGGGACGGAGAGAAUCCGACCGGUCUGAAAGUGUGAUGGAGGAGUCUCCUGUGGAAAACACGUAAAGAAAACUCAGACGUCCUUCUAUGCAAAAGCCCUGCUGGACGUUCAUCAACCUGUGGAUUUCUCUUCAGUUCUGAUUCUGUAAACCUAACGUGAGUCGGCCCAGACUCCAUGUUUAACUGGACAGAUGUGGACCCGAUAGAGGAGAAUAAGCCCUGGCUGCUGGAGGCUGCUGAAUCAGAGACUCUUCAGUCUCACGGUCUUUUUUAUCACAGAGGCUGCUAGGACAUCAUUGGACUGAUCCACUGAAACGUAGGAUUUGUUUACAAGGAAAGGGUAGUUUGACGCACUGGAAAGUAGUCGAUGGACACAAGAAUAGAUGCUGCUUCAAAAUGGGACUUUACUUCAGUCCACAUGGAGGUCGAGAAGACGAGUCUACCGGAGUGUCAUAAGAUUCUAAUAUUCAGUGAAGGAUUGAGCUGCUGUCUGAACGACUGCUGUCAAACGAGCAUGAGACAGACGAGGACAUUUCUGCUAAAAGAUUCUAUUCUAAUUUAUUAUGUUGUUUCCAGGAACAGACAGUGUAUUUAUAUUUAUUUAUUUUGAAAAUAUAUUUUUCCAGGUAUGAGAUGAAUUAAAAAAUGUAAUAAAGAAAACAUUUUGGUUUUUAA
This is a messenger RNA of Oryzias melastigma (Indian medaka), 2168 nucleotides long. Its product is annotated as fibroblast growth factor 20. Gene Ontology annotation, molecular function: growth factor activity; fibroblast growth factor receptor binding. The coding region runs from base 541 to 1350 and encodes 269 amino acids. Gene Ontology annotation, cellular component: cytoplasm. The record is from RefSeq and is a predicted model, not a curated record. The transcript has 3 exons. Gene Ontology annotation, biological process: animal organ morphogenesis; fibroblast growth factor receptor signaling pathway; positive regulation of gene expression. Lineage: Eukaryota; Metazoa; Chordata; Actinopteri; Beloniformes; Adrianichthyidae.